Plasmodium malariae is the source of this 5088-nucleotide messenger RNA. RefSeq names its product protein kinase, putative. The record is from RefSeq and is a predicted model, not a curated record. Lineage: Eukaryota; Apicomplexa; Aconoidasida; Haemosporida; Plasmodiidae. Bases 1 to 5088 code for a protein of 1695 amino acids. The transcript is spliced from 9 exons. Gene Ontology annotation, molecular function: ATP binding; protein kinase activity; protein binding. Gene Ontology annotation, biological process: protein phosphorylation.
AUGGGUAACACUACAAGUAGCAAAACUAGCAAGUAUGUUGAAUUUGAAAAUUACAGAUAUAUAGGAGAAUUAAAUAAUGAUAGAAUGCCAAAUGGGAAGGGGGUAGUUUUAUAUAACUCAGGGGAGUCCUUUUACGGUUCUUUUUUAAAUGGGAAAAGAAAUGGAAAGGGGGUUUAUAUAGACCGAAUGCUAACAAAGUAUAUAUGCAACUGGAAAAAUGAUAAGGUUUUUAGAGGAGUGCACAUAAUACCCUUCAAUAGUGAUCGUGUUUUUUUCAUGUUAUAUGAGAACGGACAAGUGGCUUCCUGUGAAAUGUUCGGUAUUGUUAAGAGGAAUAGUAGUGCACGUAGCGAUGAGAAUAUCGAUAAGAAGAGCAGUGGACGUAGCAGUGGACGUAACAGUGGACGUAACAGUGGACGUAACAGUGGACGUAACAGUGGACGUAACAGUGGACGUAGCAGUGGACGUAACAGUGGACGUAGCAGUGGACAUAGCAGUGGACGUAGCAGUGGAAAUCUUAACAUGAGCGACCUAAACCCACUCCGUAGUUCGAACGGAGUAACAGUAUCUGCUUCUGCUCAGGAAGAGAUAAAUAGGGAAAGAAGUGAAGAGGGCCCAAAUAAAAAUGGCGUUACAAAUGAUUGCAUAAAAAGAGAAAAUAAUCUCAUGCAAGACCCCUCCCACUUAAAUGAAAAAAUUAACGUAUCGGAGGAAAAACAAACAUGCAUUUAUAAUAGUCAGCAUUAUGGUGCGAGCAAAAGAGAAGAGAAUAACAAUUUGUACAAAAACAGUAACAAAAAAGAGGUAAAAAUAGACAGUCUGACCAAUUUCUUCUACUCAUCAUCAGACUGUUCUGAUGAGUUCGUUAGUUCAAAUUAUAUAACAAGUUCAACAAAGAAGGAACUCAAAAAGAAGGCCAAUUGUUCACCUAGUUUCCAUUCCCCAAAGGAAGAGAAAGAAAGGGAUGGAAAUAUAAAUAAACAAAUAAAACAACAACUAAAAGAAAAUGAAAUGUCCAACCAUAUAGAUGAUUUAAGGGUAUAUGGAAAAGUGCAUAGUGCCAAUAGGAGAUAUAAAAACAAAUACAUGUUACACAAUAUUGGAAAUCCAAACAAGGGAAAUAUAAAUAUUGAAAAUUACGAAAUGUGGUCUAGAAAAGAAAUAGCUCAAUGGCUUACUCUAUGUAAUGUCCCUAUCAAAUGGAUUAUAUCUGUUUAUAAAAAUAAUAUUACAGGAAAUAUGCUAAAUGAUUUAAAUAUAGAUACCAUAAGGGAACAGCUAGGUAUUUUACCUUACGGACAUGCAAUAAAGUUAUUACAGCUCAUUAAAAAUCUUAGAAUUAUGGCGUACAAUAAAAAAUUUGCAAGGAACCUUCAUCUGGAGGAAUACGCAGGUUAUUUGAAAAGGGUGGGAAAGAAGCAAAGGGAGAAGGAGCAAAAGAAGAAGGAGCAAAGGAAGAAGGAGCAAAGGAAGAAGGAGCAAAAGAAGAAGAAGCAAAAGGGGAAAGAGAAAAAGGAGGAGGAGCAAAAGGAGGAAGAAAACCAAAGGGGGGAAAACAAAAUACAUCCAACUGCUGUAACCAACCAAAGUGCAUCGGAACAAAACCUGGAAGAUGCACAAGUAAAUAAUAGCAUAAACAGAGACACAAUUCCCCCAAUGGAGAAGAAUAUUAUCAAUGAUAAAAAAAAAACUAGUACUUCGAAACCCAUAAAUUCGUGUAUAUCUACUAUGCCCUACAACUGUGUUGAUAAAUCACAAGGAAAACAUGGUCAUACCAUUAAGUUUAUUGAAGACAAGUCUACAAUAUAUAGGUGCAUUGAGAACGCGGGAAUCAGAAAUGAAGAGAAUGGGUGGGCUGGCAAAACUACUGAUCAGAGUAAAGAGGAAGUUGAGGAAGGAACUGAUAAAUGCCGUACGAAUGGGAGUAUAGAAGUCAGUUUGAUUAAAAAAAAAAAAAAAGAAGAAGAGAAAGAUGAUGUUGAUAGAGCGAGGAAAGGGGAGACGACCAAUCAUGUGGAGAAAACUGGGAAAAAGGGGUUAAAUAACCAUGUUGAUGGAACGGGACAAAUGGAGUUAAACAACCAUGUUGAUGGAACGGGACAAAUGGAGUUAAACAACCAUGUUGAUGGAACGGGACAAAUGGAGUUAAACAACCAUGUUGAUGGAACUAAUGAAAGCGAGACGAACAACCGUCUGGGUGGAAUUGACCAAAGGGAGACGAAUACGGAAGAUAUAAAGGACGAAAAAAGGAAAAAAUCAAAGAGGGAGAUAAAAAAAGAAAAACGAAAAUUGCUUUACAACUUUCAUGAGAAAUACACAUUGAUUAAUGAUAUCAUAAACACAUCCAACGAAAAUUUAUAUGUCAGUGAUUCUGCAUUAGAAGUAUCGGUAACUUCCUCAUUGUCAUCCUUUUCCUAUACAACGACAACAUCCGGAUCUCUUACACUAUCUGAAUCUUCAAUUCGUACUAAGACAUCUAGUCUGUUAAGUGUUGAAAGCCAAUCCAAAAAAAUCAAUCCACAAAGUAGAAUCAUUUAUGCAAGGGGUAAAAGUCAUAUGAGUGAUAAAAACGUAAAGAUGAAAUUUUCUUCACCAUUGUCAUUACCUCUGAUAUCACCACAGAAGACCCCCCAACCACCGGCAUCCAAUUUAUCAACCAAUCCCGCUUCAUCAUCCUCUUCUUCAUCAUCCUCGUCCAGUGCUUCCUCCUGCACAUCGUCCCUUUUAUCAUCCUCGUCUUUCUGCUCAAGCAGAAGAGAAGAUAUCAUAUUUAGCACUCGGAACAAAAUAAUAAAGUAUUCAAACAAUAUAUAUAUGAACAACAAUUUAACAUUUUCCUACUUAUAUAGUUUUAUAAUACCGCAUGAAGACUUAACGUUUUUGCAUCACAUAGAAAACUACUAUAUCAUUGAUGAAAAUCAGAGUAGUAUUAACAGUAAAGAUAUUACCAUAGAUGAAAAUUUUCAUUUUAAAAAAAAAGAGAAAAAUAGUUUAUUAAAUUAUAAGAGAGGAAGUAGUUGUAGUGAGAAAGGGAAUGGAAAUACCUUUAACUACAGAAAACUUAAGAGUAGAGUAUUUAAAGGAAAAUAUAUGGGUAAGGAUGUAGCAAUAAAGGUAUUAGUUGGGAAAAUAAAAAAUUUUUAUCACUUCCACAAAAUGAUAUAUAAACUAUAUGUAUUAAGGCAUUCUAAUAUUGCUUUGAUAAUGGGAGUUGCUAUUUAUUAUCCUUUUGUUUUUAUUGUUUAUGAAUAUUUAAAAAAUCGAUGUUUAUUCUCCUACCUACAUUGUAUAAAGAAUGAGCAAGUUUAUAUAAGUAAGUUUUUUAAAAAAUACAAAAGGAGCUGUAUUUCAGGUGUACACAAAGGGGAAUCCACAAAGGGGAGUAAUAAUAAUGGUAGUAGUGGAAGCAAUGGAAGUAGGGGAAGUAGUAGAAGCAGUGGAAGCAGUGGAAGCAGUGGAAGCAGUGGAAGUAGUAGAAGCAGUGGAAGCAGUGGAAGUAGUGGAAGUAGUAGAAGCAGUGGAAACAGUGGAAACAGUGGAAGUAGUGGAAGUAGUGGACGUAGUGGACGUAGUGGAAGCAACGCCUCUAAUGCUGCUAAUGCCGCUAACCCAAACAAUGUUCGUGCUGACCGAAAUGUAUAUGACUAUUCGUCCCCCCCAAACACGGCUUCUCACAAAUAUGAUACAUCAUCAGAUAAGGGCAGAAAAAAAAUGAUUAGUACAGAUGGAAGGGAAAAAAACUGUGUAAUGAACCAAACGCAUUUAACGUGCAGAGUGAAUAGAAUAAAAAGGACAAACAGAAAAAGCAGUAAAAAGAAUGGUGAUAACUACAGUAGUGCGACGGAAAACAGUUUAAGCGAAGAAUUACGUUUUGAGCCAGCUAGUAACAGAACUAGUGAAGGCCUUCGUAUACAGAAUAAUAAAUUUAAUAUAUUCAAUUAUGAACAUAAUGUUUUGUGUGGAGCAUAUGCUGAUCAAAUUAAAUAUAGGAAAGAGAUAAAGCCUCGAGCUGCUAAUGAUACUGAUAUGACAGAACAUAAUUCCAGUUCUGAAUAUGAUGAGGCAUCGAUAGAAAAGAAAGCCAGCAAUAUUGCUACGAACAGAGAUAGCUGUAAUAGGAAAAGCAACAGACGAUAUAAGAGAGACAAACCAAAAAAAACAAAUCCGAAUGAUAUAAGUAAAACUAGCAAAAAAGUUGGUAGUAAACUAGAGAUGAAAAAAAGCAUUCAUUUAGAUCAUCCUUGUUCAUUCCCCGAAUUCCAGAAAGAAUUAUUUUCAUAUUUAAAAAGGAAAAAAAAAGUACUUUUCAGCUACUUAAAAACGCAAAUUUACAUUAAUUCAAGAAAAAACACUUUCAGAAAUAAUCGCCUAAGUGUCCAGAGAAUUAUGAAGAUUAUAACAGAUAUAACCCUGGCAUGCUCGUACUUAGAAAAGCAAAAGUUAUAUCCCCUAAAUUUGAAACCCACUAACGUCCUUCUGGACGAGUUUUUGAAUGCAAAGGUGUCGGACUUUGGUAUUAGCAAAAUUGAAAAAUGCCUUGAUACGAACAUUGAUUAUUCCUAUGUUGUUUUUCCAAAUAAUUUAAUAAAAUUCAACAGAAAAUAUUCACAGAAAAAAGUAAAGAAGAUGCAAAUUGUUAACAAAAAAUCAAAUGAUUUGUUGUACAUAUAUGAUGAUAAGAAUAAUGCGCAUAAAUAUAAUACGAAGCAGAUUUAUUCCUCCUCUGCUGGUCAGUGUGCUCCUAUUUCCUUCUGGACACCCCCAGAGGUUCUAAGGGGGAAAAGAAACAAACUUGCAUAUGCUGAUGUUUAUGCAUUCGGAAUAAUACUAUGGGAGAUGCUGUCUAACAGUAUUCCUUUUAAUUAUCCUUUCAAAUCGCAUUUAGUGGCUGCGGUUGGCUUUGCUAAGGAGCAAUUAUCCUUCAGCAACAUCCCCAUGCCCAUUCAAAGCUUGAUAAAAAGUUGCACUAAUAGGGAUAAAUACAAAAGGCCUACAUUUGGCCAAAUUUUAAUCGUUUUGUCUAAAUUAUACGAAAAAGCAAAUACUAAGGCGGAAGAUGCCUUAAUUUCGUUCAUGGAUGGAACAUAA